CUUUCGGUCCACUUAGCACGGAGCCACCUUUGGACCCAGGUAGACGCACCCGGAGACACGAUCGCGGCAUUUGUAGGAUUAAAAGCGGCCACUUCGUUCAGCUACGAUAGCAUGCGCAUCAGACACCCAUGCUCCGCUCCUCCGGCUCGAAAAGCAGACAAUACAUGCGGUACAUCCAAAGGAUCGACGGAUACUUCGAACACACACCCCACUACCAACAGCAAACAUAUAUGCAAUAUCUCCUCUGCAGACCACGUCUCGACAGGCGCAAAAGAGUCAGCAGAUGAUACAAACACUGCCUAUCUGAAACCGGACUUUUUGGACCCCAUGACCCUGACACAUUGUGAAGCAGCUUGUCCAAGUCCACUGGCUCUUCUUGCCAAAACCUGCCAAAAUAUUGGACAAAUGCUUGAGAGUGGACCAAGAGUGAGUCAUUCGUCAAUUUUUCAUUCAAAAGAACAAAACACCUUUCCCACAGUCUCGAUAAGCAAUCGGGUCAGCCUUGUCGGUAGGGUUCAAAAACCCAAGCCUUGCAACACGAGAACCGAAACAGAAAUAUUGCAGGGUGUUAAACGGCAAACACCUGGCCGUUCCAAAUGUGCCAGAGUGGACAGAAGUGCAAUGUCACCCACGUCAAAUAGAAACGAAUCACCUGAAUGCCGCAGUGCGUCAUCAAGGCUAGAAAAUCCCAUCAAUGAUCAAAAAACUUUCUCCCACUCGUAUCCAAGUCCAGAGUCUGGUUGUUGUCAGCGUAUGCUACAAUUACAAAGCGAUUGCAGCGCAUAUGCUACAGAUACAGUUAGCAACGCUGAUACCAGACAGACAACAUCCAAUGCUUUGGCUCAGCUGGCCCGUCUUUCAUCGAGUUUAGUCGCUCCUGAAUCAUCAAAGCUGGUACGUAAUCAGUCAGAUCAACUAGAUUUGAAGGAUAGAGGUGCAUUCAACGAUGUGGUACGUCUACAGGCUGGAAUGAAGCGCCAUCAUCGGGGCACCAUCAGGGCCAGCAAAUCCUAUGUCUCUAACUCCAAUAUGCCAGCUCUACUUCUCCAUCCAAAUGAUUCCGUUGCUUUGAAUCAGCGAUCUCCGGAAUUUUCGAGUGCCACCAGUUGUUUCCACAAACCAAUCGCUAACUGUUACGCACCAGCAACGAGCCCAGUAAGUGUCCACUCCAGCAGUAAUGGGUACAGUUCUGAAUUCGGAGGAUUCUGGAGUGAAUUAUAUCAGAUUGUUCAACAGGCAGGAAAAUACGGAGAAAAAGAACCUCCGCAGCAAAACCUCUUUCUAUACACCUUGGCAAGAAAAUUCCUUGAUUUAUUUUAUGCCAAACUUCCGGCUAACUCCCAACAUCCCCACACCGAUUUCUUCUGUCCCCAGCAAGAAAAUGUCGGAUCCGAACCUGCGACGGAAAAAGUCUUUACUUCCUUCGGUGGUCCGUUCGCAUCACCACAUCAAACUUCUGAUGUAUGUCAAUGGUACAAGCCUACAUCACGGUCUGAGCCGUCGCACGCCUCCGUGCAAGCAAGCAGUAGCACGCAAUGCUUGCUAUGUGGGCUUAACUUUGCUACUGCUAUCGAACUGUGUCGCCAUGUGUAUAUUCAUCUGUUGAGCUCUUUCAGAGAACCUAAUGAAACUGUCCCCCUAGCUAGCUUCCAGAAAGACUCACAUGCAGGUUUUCUGGCGCCGUAUGCUUGUGGAUUUUCCUCGGCCACUUCGGUCGCAGAAGGUUCUAACACCGUUUGUGACCUUGACAAACAUUGGACGCCGUUUGUUCAGCUGAUAGACUCCGUCUAUAAAAGUGGGUGGUCUAGAUCAGAUAUACCACCAGCAGCACAAUUGGAAGAAAUUAAUAAUCUACAACAUUUGAUCCACCAAUUUGGUUAUAACCCACACCAGAAUUCGUGUCCUCAAACCGAUGAGGAAAACGGCACUUACCAGUAUUGGCUGAGACAAUUAUUCGCACAAUGCAUUAGCACUUUGCCCACACGACCCCCUAACUCAGUUAUGGGUCCCAGCCUAGAACAGAAUAAUAUGCCAGAAUCUUCAUCUAGUGCUUUCGCAUGGACGCACCCAGCGUCCCCCAAGUUCGGCCCUACAUUUCCCCAUGUGACCUUGCUUCCUAACGUUUAAUGUUCGGAAACCUCUUGUGUGUUUAAUAUCUAUUUUGCGCUGUUGCUGUGACACUCGGUCCGCAUAGCAUGGCACCAGAACUAAUACACCAGAUGCAUUGUUAUUAGCCAAGCGUUGGUGGAGUGAUUCACUUCAGAGACCUCUGUGAUUUUAUCUCAGGAAUUUAUUUUGUGUAAUUGUAUGAAGGUUUUGAGGGCUGCCAAAAUACUCACUGUGUAGAUCUGGUUACCAGUCCAUCAGUCAGCUAUAGUACCAUGCUUUAUAUAACCUUUUUACUGAAUUCUAAAUAGUGAUCGAAAGGAGUUCACUAGCUUUUCUCUCUUUCUGUGUGUGUUUUAAUAAACAGAUACUGCAGGUUGGUUGUUAUAUGAUGGCGUCUAGCUGCCGUGGUCAUAAGUACCUUUGGUGCUUGACAUGAAGCCUUGAUAAGUUGGGCAGUUAAUCGUACAUUAGCUCGUUUGAAGUUUCAUUCCUUGCAAGCCCAGACGGAAGUAAAAAUAGUUUGAGAUUUAUGUUUAAAAUGGACUUUAUCUUAAUUAAAAAUGGAAUGGCCCAGAAAUGCUAAGUUUUUCAACAUGGACAGUGUGUUCAGAGAGUGAACACUCGGCCAGUCAUUGUCAUGUUGUCCCAGUAGUAUACUUGGUAUGGUGUGCGCCAUAUAUAUGAAUUGUUUCGUUUUAUUAGGCUAGUAAUGUCAUCUUGACUGGCAUUUAAAAGGGAAAGCAAUAUGCAGCUAACAUGGAAACUGUUAGCGUGAUAUACAUGGUUAAUAUGGAGCAAUCAUCUCUCUGCUGCAUGAGCUUUUAGUGAAGGAGGUAAUAAGCAAACAAAUUAUGGGUAAGUGCACUGCAAAUGGAAGACGAAUAACAGUAUGAGUGGGUUCCAUUUGAUUAAGCACCCUAAUUGAGACGUUUUUCACCUACACGGUCAACAGAAUGCUACCACUCAUCACGAAUAUGCAAGUUGAAUCAAAUACAGAGCAAACAUAAACAAAGAGCAUUACACGCUUUAGCUGAACACAGUUCACUUGGAGUACUCCAGUUUAGUCAGUUGCCUAAAACCAUAAUAUGAUGUGAAAACCAGGGAUUUGGAUCGACAGCUGAAGACAAAUAGAGUAUGUGACGAUCGGCGUAAACGUUUCCGGAGAUGGAACUAGCGGGUUACCAUAGCAAGAUUAGGCCGGCCAAGAGAUCAAGUUGUUUUCGUAGGUAAGGUUGCAAUCAUGGGGCCUCAGUUCUGCCCUGUACAGCGCAAUGUACCCAGUGAACGCAAUCAUAGGGAAGGCCUCAGGAAAUAGGAACAUGUUUGUAGGGUCUUGUCUAUUGAUGACCUUGAAAGACUAACUAGGGUUUCGCACAAAGUGCAGUCAAGUGAGUGCCGAGCAAACGAACUGGUUGGUACUUUAGGACUACAUGUUGUUAGGCCUCGAGGAAUGUGCUCCCUACUCCUGGUCGGCAGCCUUCCUUCAUUUCGGUCGACGUAUAUGUUGCCGCAGCUACAUUUAUGUCGCAAAAAAGGAGGCAGUAUUUUGAGAGAGAGAGAUCCACCUAAAUCGAGCUCAUGCAGUAAAAUCCUGGUGUGGUGUUGGAAAACAACGUCACUUAAUGAAUCAUAUAUGUGGAUGGCCGAAACUUUUAUCAUUUUGUUCCCCAUUGCAAGUUAGUCUAAUGAGUACCUUUUACUGCGCAAGUUUGGAUCGUUUUCUUACCGGCUAUUCGCUUUUCACGAUCUGAUGAUACGUUUGCUGAGGUAGUAAUCACUUAGGUUUUAUACAUUACGCUGUAACUAGCAGGUGACUGACACUUCCGAGCAGCUUUAAUGCGUUCUCAUGAACCAGUUUCGAACUAAGAAUCGCAUAAAGUUCGCUGGACAAUAGCUGUUGCAAGUUAGUCAUUACUGCUUCCAAUUCAGUUCUAGUACUUCGCUGGUACGAGCUAGCCAUCUAGUUAUCCCUUUAAGCGGCAUCAAAAAACUAAUUGUACCAUUUCACAUGCGUUCCAUCACGAACUUUAUCCCAAAGUGACAUUGGUUUUGCGCUUUCAACAUCCUUUAUGCUCUCUGAGCAUUAUCAUUGACCAAGUUUUCAUCUAUAUUACGGGUGUACAAAUGCUUCGGCCUAUGGUAUGCCGUAAGCACCUAUUAUCUGUUUGGUUCGUGAAGACCUCAGUUAGCACUGGUUCAGGCUGCUAGAAGUUACCCGAUGCAGUAUCGAGAUUUCAAUAUUUACCGUUCAUCCAACUAUAUGAUUCAUGACUAGAUUGCAGCGUAUCGCUUUGAAGUAAGAUAGAAACUGGUGCCUCGGUUAAGUUUCUAACAGCCAUGCGGAGACGAAUGUCCGCUAAGAAAAGUGAUCCAAUAUUUCCAAGUAAAAGUAGUUGCUUGCACUGUCAUUCAAUGGGGAACAAUAAUAAGUUGAAUUUCUCGUGGUACCGGGAAACCGAGCCUACAAGCGGUCGGAUAAUAUUUAUGUUUCAACGUGCUCAGACAGACGGCGCUUACAAUGGUUUGUGUACUACAGCGUCAUUCAUUAUACACAUUAGCAGCAGGUGGAAAGCACCUCAGUUAUUGUGCCGCAAUAC
This is a messenger RNA of Dicrocoelium dendriticum, 4706 nucleotides long. Lineage: Eukaryota; Metazoa; Platyhelminthes; Trematoda; Plagiorchiida; Dicrocoeliidae. The record is from the annotation of a GenBank genome assembly.